Molecule: messenger RNA, 5194 nt
Organism: Dipodomys spectabilis (banner-tailed kangaroo rat)
Lineage: Eukaryota; Metazoa; Chordata; Mammalia; Rodentia; Heteromyidae
Gene: Ptprm
Product: protein tyrosine phosphatase receptor type M
Exons: 32
Coding region: 102-4511 (1469 amino acids)
Biological process (GO): protein dephosphorylation
Cellular component (GO): membrane
Molecular function (GO): protein tyrosine phosphatase activity; protein binding
Source: RefSeq, a predicted model, not a curated record
ACUGUUGGCACUCUGGGGGUUUGGCUCUGCGCGUGGCUGCCUGAAGCCCAGAGCCGCGUCCCCCUCCGCUGCCCGGCGCGGCCCGGCGCGCACUCCGCACCAUGACGAGACUUGGGACUUGCUUGGCGACUUUGGCCGGACUUUUCCUAACUGUGGCGGGGGAGACGUUUUCAGGUGGUUGUGUCUUUGAUGAACCAUAUAGCACAUGUGGAUACAGUCAAUCUGAAGAUGAUGACUUCAACUGGGAGCAAGUAAACACUUUGACCAAACCAACUUCUGAUCCAUGGAUGCCAUCAGGUUCCUUCAUGCUGGUGAACACAUCUGGAAGACCUGAGGGGCAGAGAACUCACCUGCUCUUACCUCAGCUCAAAGAAAAUGACACCCACUGCAUUGAUUUUCACUAUUUUGUAUCCAGCAAGAGUAAUGCUGCUCCAGGGUUACUUAAUGUCUAUGUGAAGGUCAAUAAUGGGCCCUUAGGGAAUCCUAUCUGGAAUAUAUCUGGAGACCCUACACGCACAUGGAACAGAGCAGAACUGGCCAUUAGUACAUUCUGGCCUAACUUUUAUCAGGUAAUUUUUGAAGUGGUUACGUCUGGACAUCAAGGCUACCUUGCAAUUGAUGAAGUGAAGGUGUUAGGACAUCCAUGUACCAGAACUCCCCAUUUCCUGCGGAUUCAGAAUGUGGAGGUGAAUGCUGGCCAGUUUGCCACCUUUCAGUGCAGUGCCAUCGGCAGGACUGUGGCAAGCGACAGGCUUUGGCUACAGGGCAUUGAUGUCCAAGAUGCUCCACUGAAGGAAAUAAAGGUGACUAGUUCCAGAAGAUUCAUAGCUUCAUUUAAUGUGGUGAAUACCACUAAACGAGAUGCUGGGAAGUACCGCUGCAUGAUUCGCACAGAAGGAGGUGUUGGGAUAUCAAACUAUGCAGAAUUGGUAGUUAAAGAACCACCAGUUCCCAUUGCCCCACCUCAGCUUGCUUCUGUAGGAGCAACCUACUUAUGGAUACAGCUCAAUGCCAACUCCAUCAAUGGGGAUGGGCCCAUUGUGGCCCGAGAGGUGGAAUACUGCACAGCGAGUGGGAGCUGGAAUGACCGGCAGCCAGUGGAUUCCACCAGUUACAAAAUUGGGCACCUUGACCCAGAUACAGAAUAUGAGAUUAGUGUACUCCUCACCAGACCAGGAGAGGGUGGCACGGGAUCUCCUGGACCAGCUCUCAGGACAAGGACAAAGUGUGCUGAUCCCAUGCGUGGCCCCAGAAAGCUGGAAGUAGUAGAGGUCAAAUCUCGACAAAUCACCAUCCGGUGGGAGCCAUUUGGAUACAAUGUAACUCGUUGUCAUAGUUACAACCUCACCGUUCACUACUGUUACCAAGUUGGAGGACAAGAGCAAGUGAGAGAAGAAGUAAGCUGGGAUACAGAUAAUUCCCACCCUCAGCACACAAUCACUAACCUGUCACCCUACACCAACGUCAGCGUGAAGCUCAUCCUCAUGAAUCCUGAGGGGCGGAAGGAAAGUCAAGAACUCAUAGUGCAGACAGAUGAAGAUGUCCCGGGUGCUGUUCCUACUGAGUCCAUCCAAGGAAGUACCUUUGAAGAGAAGAUAUUUCUUCAGUGGAGAGAACCAACUCAAACAUAUGGUGUCAUCACUUUAUAUGAGAUUGUCUACAAAGCAGUCAGUUCAUUUGAUCCAGAAAUAGAUUUAUCCAAUCAAAGUGGAAGAGUUUCAAAACUAGGAAACGAAACUCACUUUCUGUUUUUUGGACUGUAUCCGGGAACCACAUAUUCCUUUACCAUCCAGGCAAGCACAGCAAAGGGCUUUGGACCUCCUGCAACAAACCAGUUCACAACCAAAAUAUCAGCACCGUCUAUGCCAGCUUAUGAACUUGAGACACCUUUAAAUCAAACAGACAACACAGUGACAGUCCUGCUGAAACCUGCACAGAGCAGAGGCGCACCUGUCAGUGUCUAUCAAAUAGUUGUUGAGGAAGAGCGUCCUCGAAGAACUAAGAAGACAACAGAAAUCUUAAAGUGCUACCCAGUGCCCAUUCACUUCCAGAAUGCAUCCAUAUUGAACUCACAGUACUACUUUGCUGCUGAAUUUCCAGCAGACAGCCUCCAAGCUGCUCAGCCUUUCACAAUUGGUGAUAAUAAGACAUACAAUGGAUAUUGGAACACCCCCCUCCUUCCCCAUAAAAGCUACAGAAUUUAUUUCCAAGCUGCUAGUAGAGCCAAUGGGGAAACCAAAAUUGACUGUGUCAGAGUGGCCACAAAAGGAGCUGCCACUCCAAAACCAGUCCCAGAACCAGAGAAACAAACAGACCAUACAGUUAAAAUUGCUGGAGUCAUUGCUGGCAUCCUGCUGUUCGUUAUCAUAUUUCUUGGAGUUGUGUUGGUAAUGAAGAAAAGGAAACUGGCCAAGAAGCGGAAGGAAACAAUGAGCAGCACACGGCAGGAAAUGACAGUGAUGGUGAAUUCCAUGGACAAGAGCUAUGCCGAGCAAGGCACCAACUGUGACGAAGCCUUUUCAUUCAUGGACACACACAAUCUCAAUGGGAGAUCUGUGUCUUCACCAUCAUCAUUUACAAUGAAAACUAACACACUGAGCACGUCGGUGCCUAAUUCCUACUACCCAGACGAGACCCACACGAUGGCCAGUGAGACCAGCAGCCUGGUGCAGUCCCACACUUACAAGAAACGUGAGACGACAGAUGUACCCUACCAGACUGGGCAGCUUCAUCCUGCCAUCCGCGUGGCAGACCUCCUACAACACAUCACACAGAUGAAGUGUGCUGAGGGCUAUGGCUUCAAGGAGGAAUAUGAGAGCUUCUUUGAAGGGCAGUCUGCACCAUGGGAUUCUGCUAAGAAAGAUGAGAACAGAAUGAAGAACAGAUAUGGGAAUAUCAUUGCAUAUGAUCAUUCUCGAGUGAGGCUUCAGACAAUAGAAGGAGACACCAACUCAGACUACAUCAAUGGAAAUUAUAUCGAUGGCUAUCAUCGACCCAAUCAUUAUAUUGCCACCCAAGGGCCCAUGCAAGAGACGGUCUAUGACUUCUGGCGGAUGGUAUGGCACGAGAACACAGCAAGCAUAAUAAUGGUGACCAACCUCGUGGAAGUGGGAAGGGUCAAAUGCUGUAAAUACUGGCCAGAUGAUACAGAGAUAUAUAAAGACAUUAAAGUUACUCUAAUAGAAACAGAACUACUGGCAGAAUAUGUGAUAAGAACAUUUGCGGUUGAGAAGGGAGGGGCCGGAGGUGAAGCAAACUGCAGUCCAUCCAGAGAAGUGCCACAGAGAGGUGUUCAUGAAAUCCGAGAGAUCAGACAAUUUCACUUCACUGGCUGGCCGGAUCAUGGGGUUCCCUACCAUGCCACUGGCCUAUUGGGAUUUGUCCGGCAGGUCAAAUCCAAGAGUCCACCCAAUGCAGGCCCAUUGGUAGUCCACUGCAGUGCUGGUGCAGGAAGGACUGGCUGCUUCAUUGUCAUUGAUAUCAUGUUGGACAUGGCUGAAAGGGAAGGGGUGGUGGACAUCUAUAACUGUGUGCGGGAGCUGCGGUCACGGAGAGUGAACAUGGUGCAGACAGAGGAGCAGUAUGUGUUUAUCCAUGAUGCAAUCCUGGAAGCCUGUCUUUGCGGAGACACCUCCAUCCCUGCUUCCCAAGUUAGAUCUCUGUACUAUGACAUGAACAAACUGGACCCACAGACAAACUCAAGCCAGAUUAAAGAGGAAUUUAGGACCUUGAACAUGGUGACACCAACACUGCGUGUGGAGGACUGCAGCAUUGCACUCCUACCACGGAAUCAUGAGAAAAACCGGUGCAUGGACAUCCUGCCCCCAGACCGCUGCCUGCCCUUCCUCAUCACCAUCGAUGGCGAGAGCAGCAACUACAUCAAUGCUGCCCUCAUGGACAGCUAUAAACAGCCUUCAGCUUUUAUCGUCACCCAGCAUCCUUUGCCAAACACAGUCAAAGAUUUCUGGAGACUGGUCUUGGACUAUCACUGCACUUCGGUAGUUAUGCUCAAUGAUGUGGAUCCUGCCCAGUUGUGUCCACAAUACUGGCCUGAAAAUGGAGUCCACAGGCAUGGGCCCAUCCAGGUGGAAUUUGUGUCUGCAGACUUAGAAGAAGACAUCAUCAGCAGAAUAUUCCGGAUUUAUAAUGCUGCCCGACCUCAAGAUGGAUAUCGGAUGGUACAGCAGUUCCAGUUCCUGGGCUGGCCAAUGUACAGGGACACACCAGUUUCCAAGCGUUCCUUCCUGAAACUCAUUCGCCAAGUAGACAAGUGGCAGGAAGAAUACAACGGUGGGGAGGGCCGUACAGUCGUGCACUGCUUGAAUGGAGGAGGCCGCAGUGGCACAUUUUGCGCCAUCAGCAUUGUCUGUGAGAUGCUUCGACACCAGAGAACUGUGGAUGUCUUCCAUGCUGUGAAGACACUAAGGAACAACAAGCCCAAUAUGGUGGACCUUCUGGAUCAAUACAAGUUCUGCUAUGAGGUGGCUCUGGAAUACUUGAAUUCUGGCUAAUGGCAUCCACAGCUCUGCACAGAAACCUUUCCUGCCACAAUGCCAAGAUGUCUGAUGGUAUUUGUGUAGAUGAGAUGACAAUUUCUCAGUAUGCUUAUUUUGCUUUGCAUAAUUGGCUCUUUUUAAGAGCCCCAGAAAGUGUUUAUAAAACUGCUUGCACUGCCCAAUUCCCAGUAGUGCUGCUGCCUGACAGAAACACACACAGCGCACAGUCGUCAGACACUGUAUUCCUCAUCACAGGCCUGUGAGCACGGUGGAGACAUCUGGUCAACUGAAGAGCACAAUUAUAUUCUUAUGAAGGAAUUUGUACUUUUGGGAUAUUUUUUUGUGGCCCGUGAUCCUUUGUCAUUGUUACAGCUGAGUGUAUGUUUUUGUUCUGUGGAGAAUGCUACCUGGCAUUAUGAUAAUAUAUUAUUUUUAGUUAAUAUUUGUAUUUUAACAUGUCACAUAAGCUUCUGUAGCUUUUCCAGGACUAACAGAUAAACAUGUACUGAACAAAGAUAUGUUCGAUGAGUGGUCGUUUCUACCAGAUUUGUAUUGUUUCCAAGGGAAAAGCUUGGGAGGACUCAGUUCAGAAAUGCAACAUGGUCAGAUUUACAGAUCCAAAGCUUUUUCCAUUUGUUUAUAUUGUAAAUACUUUUUGAUUUCAUCAAAUUAUUUAUUCAUUAAAAAAUUUUUGUGAA